CAACAUUGCAGAAUGUUCACACAGAUAGUCCCCCAAAAAACUCACAGAAAGGGGGCGAGGAGAGCUAUAGUAGAACUAAACAGCCAUUACGCGGGAUACAUGGACCUACGGCUUCCUCAAGAAGUUCAGUCAAAAAGACACAGAUGAGCGUUGCGGAUCUUCGCAAAUCAUUUGAGAAAAGCUCACGGGUGACUGGACGCGAACAGCAGAUGUCAGACAAGCUCAAGCCAUCAGAUACACCACAAGAUCGUGCUGCUCAGGUUAGCAAGGAAACGAGCCAUUCGUCUAACUCGGGUAAUAAAAGGGGUGUUUCCUCGAUUAGAACGCCGGACGAGAAAGACAGCACACCUAUCCAGCCGCUUUUGAGUCGAAAGCUUACCAAACCUAGAUCUGAAAAUAGGCUAUCAGAGCAUGCUAUAGCGGCUGAACAACCAGAAAGUACUAGGCUUCGCCGGAUACACAACCGUAACCUUGACGGAGCCGUAUCCCUUGAAGGCGAAGAUGCCACAAAUGUCGAACACGGACUAACUGAACUCGACAUGACAACUGUUUCCGAUGCUCAAGCUAUUCGAGAAAAUAAGUCUUCUCGUACAAGUAAAAUUCAUUCGAUCCUAGCUAACAAUUCAAAGGCUAGCUUUCACGGUAUAAUGACAAGUAAACACUCUAUAGCAAAUCAAGGAGAAGCGUCAGAACACAGUAAGGUCCAAAAGUCAGUAUCGAGACCAACGUCAAAGCCGACAUCUGCGGCUAGAUGCACGGGUAAGGUAUCUGACCUGCGGAGGUUUUUUGAAAGAUGUUCACCUAGAGAGUCUUCUCCAAAGUCAUUCAGAUAUUUUUGGCAAAAUAGGGGUAGAAAUAAGCCAGCAGCCGAAACAGAAAGAACUCCGAUUACAAGACAAGGCGCAAACACGUCGUCGACCUCAUUGGCUCCACGGACGGGUCUGCCAAAUAAGAUCAAAGUCCCCGAGCUAACAAUGGAGAUACAUGUUGACGACUUCGCCUGUGACUUCUCUGAGCCAUAGGAUGGCGCGCGGCUAAUAACAUCAAAGGCGCACGCGGAAACAAAUACUAUUGAAAGCCAAUCAUUUAAACAACAGUCUCCUGUAAGAAAUCGCAUCCAGAAAUUUGAAAGUUUAGGAAGUGGCCCUUU
Messenger RNA from Daldinia caldariorum, 1150 nucleotides. RefSeq lists its product as uncharacterized. The transcript has a single exon. The coding region runs from base 144 to 1022 and encodes 292 amino acids. NCBI's taxonomy places the organism in Eukaryota, Fungi, Ascomycota, Sordariomycetes, Xylariales, Hypoxylaceae. The record is from RefSeq and is a predicted model, not a curated record.